CAUCACUUGUUGUUCUUCCUGACCUGCUAAUGGAGAUUGAUAGAAUGAAUGAGGAAACAAGACUGCUUACCCUAAUUGAAGGUGUUCUUGCUGCAAACAUUUUUGAUUGGGGAUCCCGUGCCUGUGUUGAUCUCUAUCAUAAAGGAACAAUUAUUGAAAUAUAUAGAAUGAGUCGCAAAAAGAUGCAAAGACCAUGGCGAGUGGAUGAUUUUGAUCUUUUUAAGGAGAGAAUGUUAGGGUCUGGAGACAAGAAACCUCCACCACAUAAAAGAGCACUACUCUUUGUGGACAACUCAGGUGUUGAUGUGAUCCUGGGAAUGCUUCCACUAGCACGGGAACUCCUCCGGCGGGGAACUGAAGUUGUUCUGGUUGCAAACUCACUCCCUGUACUAAAUGAUGUUACUGCUAUGGAGCUUCCUGAUAUUGUGGCUAAGGCUGCCAAGAGUAUCUCCACAGAACAGACAAAAAGAUUUACAAAAUUUAUGGAGAGGAAAGGCCUUAUUGAUGAAGAUGUGGUAAGAACUGAUAGAUCACUUUCAUUCUAUGAUGGGGAUGACAAUCCAAAUGUGAAUCUUUUACGAGACAUACUGCUGACAUACUCGUUUUACAACUUUGACCUUGGUUACUGUCAGAAUUAAAUAUGACCUAGUUGC
Molecule: messenger RNA, 653 nt
Organism: Camellia sinensis
Lineage: Eukaryota; Viridiplantae; Streptophyta; Magnoliopsida; Ericales; Theaceae
Source: RefSeq, a predicted model, not a curated record